Messenger RNA from Lagopus leucura (white-tailed ptarmigan), 1996 nucleotides. It is a transcript of the gene FAM151B, whose product is annotated as family with sequence similarity 151 member B. Lineage: Eukaryota; Metazoa; Chordata; Aves; Galliformes; Phasianidae. Bases 1 to 909 code for a protein of 302 amino acids. The record is from RefSeq and is a predicted model, not a curated record. The transcript has 5 exons.
AUGGCGGCCGAGCAGAGCGUGGUCAGUGCGGCGCGGGCGCCGCACGUCGCCCCGCUCCGUGCCGGGGGCCCCGGCGCCGCGCUGAGGGCCGUCCCGCUCGUGGCCGCAGGCGCGCGGAGCCAGGCGGUGGUGGAGCACUUCCUGAGGGCCGGGCGCCUGGCGGCCAGGGACGGGGCGCAGAUCCGCUGGUGGCACGCGGCGAACAGCCGGCGCCGGGCCCGGGAGGCCGCCCGCAGCACAGUUCACAUGGUAGAAGGGGAUGUCCUCCUCCGCGGUGGCAGGGGAGGAGAUGGAGACCCAAUUAUGGCUCACCCCCCUGAAACAGACAGCGACAUCACGCUGCAGGAGUGGCUGGAGGAGAUGGUCAGCACAGAUAAGGGCAUUAAGCUGGAUUUUAAGAGCCUUGACGCCGUACGGCCCUCCUUGGAGCUGCUCCAGCUUGUGAAGCCGUGUUUGGAGAGACCCGUUUGGCUCAAUGCAGACAUCCUCCCAGGACCCAAUGGGAUCAGCCCCGUUGUGGAUGCAGAGGGAUUCCUUGGUACUGUCACCUCGUUUUUCGCAGAUGUAACCUUGUCAUUGGGAUGGACGACUGGCUGGCACCCUGAACAGCACAAUGAAGGCUACAGUUGGACAAUGGUGAAAGACAUGGCUGAGAUAUGCAGUGCACUCUCUCAGCCUGUCACAUUCCCUGUGCGGGCAGCGUUAGUACGGCAGUCAGCGUCUGAGCUUUGCUGGUUGGUAGACCAGUCAGACCAGUACAGCCUCACUGUUUGGACAGGCAAACAGGAUGUAUAUUCUGUAGAAGAUUUGCUUUUCAUCCGUGAAAACUUUGAUAAAAGUAGGGUUUAUUAUGACAUCUCAGAACCACAAAAUUCUGAGUUUAAAAAGGCUAUAGGAAUAGAAUGUUAAAUAUGAAACCUACAAGGUAUGACCUCAUUUAUAAUAAUUGGUUUCUUUAAACUUGAAAGGGAAGUGUAUUUUCCUGCUCAAAUGGAGUGUAUAGAACACACCCAUAGUCACUGAAAUAGUUCUUGUAUAAUUUUCUUAAAAGGUUUUCCAAACAGAAAUGCAGUGCCUCUUUAAUGGGUCACUAUUGUUAUUUACUCAUCACGUGCAUGUUCUCUGUCAUUCUCUCAGUGUGAUCUAGCACUUGUUUCCUGCAAGUAUAUAAAGGAGAGAACAACCCUGAUUGCUACUUGUAGACCAAGGUAAUUUGCUACCAACAGCUUUUGUGUCAGCUGUCAAGAACCAUUCAGUGUCUGCCAAGAAAAAUCAUUCAUAUUCAUACAGGAGGACAGCGAGACUGUAGUAGGUACAGCACUGUGCAGUUCCUCAGAGGGAUUAUUUUGUAGCUCAUCCUCAUAUGCUCCAUUUGUGCUGCUAUCAUAAUGGGUAAUUUUCUCACUCCUCAUCAGUAGAAGAUUCUGUUUAUGACAUGUUAAAUGUAGAAUGCAUUAUAUUACCACAAGCUGUUUUUUCUGUUUUUUUGUUGGUUGGUUUUUGGGGUUUUUUUGGUUUUUUUUUGGAAGGGCUAGGGGGAAAGACACCAGAGUAUUAUGAAAUGCUUCCUAUGCUAUAUUCAAAUUCAGGGGAGCCUUCCCUUAAAUUCAGCUGUUCUAGGAUUUCUUUCAAUUUAUUUAAAAUUUAUUUUGAUUUUCAGUGAAUAUUUGCUUUAAUAGGGGUUAAACUACUAAUGAAAAGAUAUAAGCAAGUGUGGGACACAUUUUUAAAGAAUUUUUUUUUAAAACUUCAUGUUUAUUCAAAGAUAUAUUUUUUUUUUCUAAUAUAAUACACUCUUGCAGCUCUUGAAAUUUUAAUUGAAAAGCAGUAUUGAUAGUUGUUAUGUUCUGAUGUUUGUAGACUUAUUCUUUAGUUUGACUCUAGUUGCUGUAAUAUUGUUGGUUCACGGAAUGUGUCUCCAUGAUGUUUGUAUCUAUUAGCUUGUGUGGGUCAAUGUACAAAUGUAAAGACUCCUUAAUAAAAAGCUGGGGUGUUA